AUGUAAGGAUAUGUGUUCUUUGGCCUGGAUAACUCUAUUGAAACACAAUUUUAUAUCACUAUUCUCGAACUCACUAUUCAGAUACGAAUCCGGACUUUAAAGGCGACGUGUUGAUUUAUGUAUUAGACUGUCCUUAACGCCACACGGAAGGUAAACAAUCUGCCUUGACGCACUGAUAUAACACGGUUCGAUUUCAGAAAUGGCAUGCGCUCUGCAAACCGAUGGACAACUUGAGAACGAUCCAAAGAACGAUCUGGUGUGCAAGCCACAUGGAAUAAAGGCAGUGUUUGCCUGCAUGCAAUGUAAGGAUACAUUGUGCUGUGAGGACUGUGUAGUAACCACACACCAAUGUCAUCCAUUCAAGAAAUUAUCUGUGUUAAUGGCCGAAAAGCGAGCGAGCAUUGAAAACUACAUUACACUGUUGGAGCAGACGAAACUACCAUUAUUGAAAGAGCAAAUGAAAGCCACUGAAAAUCAGUUGGCGAGAAACGAAAUAGACGCUAAGGAAGCUAGGAAAGCAGUACUGGAGAGAUCUACAAAAUUGAAGUCAGAACUGGAUAAAGUCAUAAAUAAGAGUGUUCGUAAAUGCGAAGAAAUGGCGUUUGAGAACGAAUCCAAGUUAACCGUAUAUAAAGAGCACAUGGAGAACAUCCUGACCGAAUACAGGCAGAAGCUUAGCCAGGUGCAGCAUGUAAUCGACGAGGGCACCGUAGAGGAAAUAAUACACACGACCAAGAACUUGCCCCAGCCUCCCGUAUACCCGCAGUACCCCGACCUACACCUUCCAACGUUCACGGCCGGCGACCCCAGUCAUCUUAGGGAAGCUUUUGGUACGAUUGUAAUAAGCACUUCAGAAGAAACAACCGACGAAAGUAAUAAUACACCGACAGUUGUUCGUGAAAUUGAGGAAUUGGACUGAGGCAGCAAUUGACAGUGCAAGCUAGAAAUGGUUUACGUUUUGCAGAUUGUUGUGAAAUAUGAAUAUUUAUAUUUUUUAUAAACAAACAUUCCAAGGUAUAAACAUUUUAUCUAUAAAAGAAUUUUAUAUAUAAGCUUAAAUGUUUUAUUGCAUAAUGCUGUCAUCUUACCCUGUGGUUGGCAGUGCCUGUACGCAGACCGUUUUAUUUCCAAGUUGUUUCCCUGUAAUAGGGAGUACAACCUGGUUGGUCCCAGGUGGAAGA
Molecule: messenger RNA, 1181 nt
Organism: Mizuhopecten yessoensis (Yesso scallop)
Lineage: Eukaryota; Metazoa; Mollusca; Bivalvia; Pectinida; Pectinidae
Exons: 2
Coding region: 200-919 (239 amino acids)
Source: RefSeq, a predicted model, not a curated record